UUGUGAAGGACUGACAACUCUUGGGGUUCCACAAAAAAUCAGGAGUCACCCAGACUCUUUUCGUCCCCUUUUCUGCUAUCAGCCAUGCGUGAUGACGGCUGAUCAGAUGGAGAAUCUCUUCAGCAUCCGCCUGUCCCCAGAGGGGAGCAACAAGAGAGCUGCUGAGGAAACAGUUGUCACAUUCUGGAGAGACUAUCUCCUGGAUGCUGAAGAAGAAGAAGGGCCAUCCAAACUGCAGAAGAUCUUGGCUUUUGCAACUGGAGCCUCUGUUGUGCCAGCCAUCGGCUUUUCCCCAACUCCUUCAGUGCAGUUCAUGCACAAUGAAGAUGAUGACUUUUUCUCAUCAAUGUUUCCUAUGGCAAACACGUGUGUAAACUGCAUCAAGUUGCCACUGCAUACAUCAUACCAGCUCUCAGGGAGAAGUUUGAUUUUGCUCUAGGGAACACACAUGGAUUUGGAAGAGCAUAAACAGGCCUGCGCUAACAAUUAGUUUGUGUCCAUCUAUUUCUGGUUGCAAUAGUUGAGUUGCACAGUGUUUUGAAAAGUGCUAAAUGACAGUCGUUUUAAUUUUUUACAUUGUGCUGUCUUGUUUUUGUCAUAACAAGUUAUUAAAUACUUUUAAAAAAGUCAGCUUAUAUGUGUUUUUAAAUAUUUACAUUGGAAUUCUCAUCUU
Molecule: messenger RNA, 673 nt
Organism: Oryzias latipes (Japanese medaka)
Lineage: Eukaryota; Metazoa; Chordata; Actinopteri; Beloniformes; Adrianichthyidae
Source: RefSeq, a predicted model, not a curated record